AUGACUCUAACUUUCUGUAAUACGACUUUGGCCAUUUCAAUCUUCCUUGUCUCGCGGUUGAUGGGAGGAUCGAACAUGAACAUGAACAUGGGCAACGUGACGUCACUCUCCACGUGCAGUAUGGCCGACAACAAAGCGAUGCAGUUCCCCCUCUCACAGCGAAGAAAACGGAGGGUACUCUUCACGCAGGCGCAGGUAUACGAGCUGGAGCGACGGUUCAAGCAGCAGAAGUACCUCAGCGCCCCUGAAAUCGAGCAGCUUGCAGCCCUCAUUCACCUCACACCAACUCAGGUCAAGAUUUGGUUCCAGAAUCACCGCUACAAGAUGAAGAGAGCAGCCAAGGAGAAGGCCAUGUCCGAGCAGGGGUCGUCGGCCAAUAGCCAGAGCGUCGGCUCCCCCAGGCGUGUCGCGGUGCCGGUGUUGGUGAAGGAUGGCAAGCCGUGUCCUAACGGGGACGACCAAGACAGCACAACCCACGCCCAAUCCACGCCAUCCACCACGCCCAUCGCCUCCUCCCAGGCCCAGCCGUCUGCGGUCCACCACGCCGCCCACCACGAUCACCACACGUCCACUUCGUACUCGGCGACUGUCCAUCACUCCGGUUCCCACGUGAUCAGCGGCUUGACCGGCGGCGGCUGCUCCUCGCCCAUGAUGACGGAGCCCGUGGUGGGCGCGGUGUCCUCCUCCGCCACGGCCGGCUGCCUGCCGCCCGUGUCCUCAAUCAGCGGCGACUACGCCCGCAUGACUCCGCCGACGCACCACAUGGUCACGCCGCCCGCGACCCCGCACAACCCGCCGAAUAUGUGUUACUUUCCGCUCCAAGGGCGCACGUGGUGAGGCAGCCUCUCGCGCGCCUGGGCCGGAGGAGGAGGAGGAGGAGGAGGAGGCCCUCACGCAAGCCAGCCCUCAAGCGCCGUUCUCCGGGCGGGGUGAACGCGACUCGUGUUGAGUAGGGUAAACCUCUUCCCUCCUUCCCCGACACCCCUUUCCUCCCCCUCGUGUGCCAUCCCUGUAAGUAACGUCAUCGUCCUCUCACGUCCCACUAGUCUGUCUAGCACCAGCGACCAUGCAGCCCACCUCACCAGUCCUCAGCCGAGUAGUAGUCCCGCUCGGCCCGGCUCCCCCUCGACCUUGGCACCUGACGACGGAUUUCUCUACGUUUGCGGUGGAUGAGAAGGAAGGAGAAAAGAAGGAACGAGAGCAAGAGCAAGAAUCCUAAGCCUGUGAACUUUUUCUUCGUAACGCCGGAAGUCGUCCAAAGAAGUAAUCCAAGAAUCCUCCUCAUCCCAUUUUGCUCAGAUGGAUAAUCAUGAAACUACGCGUCCUCUCCCUCUCCUCCUCCUCCCCCAU
This is a messenger RNA of Penaeus vannamei (Pacific white shrimp), 1350 nucleotides long. Lineage: Eukaryota; Metazoa; Arthropoda; Malacostraca; Decapoda; Penaeidae. The record is from RefSeq and is a predicted model, not a curated record.